Messenger RNA from Nilaparvata lugens (brown planthopper), 2760 nucleotides. RefSeq names its product protein asteroid. NCBI's taxonomy places the organism in Eukaryota, Metazoa, Arthropoda, Insecta, Hemiptera, Delphacidae. Gene Ontology annotation, molecular function: nuclease activity. The record is from RefSeq and is a predicted model, not a curated record. The transcript is spliced from 3 exons. Bases 262 to 2283 code for a protein of 673 amino acids.
UACUCAAUUUUCUUUUUCAGGUUAUGUUUAUGUUAUAUCUGUAUUAUUUUCAGUUUUCGCUUUUCUUAUCAUUUCUACAUUUUAAAUUAUUUGACAUUAAAAUUCAUUUUUGAGUAGAAGUUGAUGUGGAAUAUUUAAUGAAUAUAAGUUAAUAACUAUUAUUUAGUAAGCUGACAAGUAAAAUAAAAUCACUUGCAAAAUGUAUGGUUUUAUAAUUUAAAUCUGACACUUAUAAUAAGCCUAGCCUAUAACUAAGGUACGAUGGGAGUUCGUGGUCUCACAACAUUCAUGGCUAAAAAUGAGGAGCUUAUGGAAAAAUAUAAGCUGCACGAUACGUUCGUUAUUAUCGAUGGAAACAGUUUAUCAUGUCAACUAUUCACCAAGUAUGCCAAUAGCGAAUGUUUUGCUUUUGGAGGUGACUAUGACAGAUUCGCGCAACAUGUUAAAGAUUUUUUCCUAAUGUUUUCCAAGUGCAAUGUGAAGUCAGUUGUAGUCUUUGAUGGUGGAUGUGAGGAGAAAAAAUUGGAAACGAUUUUAAAAAGGGCAAAAGAAAAAACGGUUCAGCUGGAAAACAUUUUGCCCGCUUCUAGCUUACCUUCAGCCGUGUUUCCAUACCUCAUGAGGCGUGUAUUCAGAGAAGUGUUAUUGGAAAUUGGUGUGCCAAUGGUUCAAUGUGACUUCGAAGCCGACCAGGAGAUAGCUGCGUUGGGCAUCAAGUACAACUGCCCCAUCCUCAGUUAUGACUCCGAUUUCUUCAUUUCUGGUGCCAAGUACAUACCGAUACCCACAAUUGAACACGAAGCUCGAACAAGCGCAUCCAACCAGUUUUUCAUUUACUGCGAGAUUUUCAGAGUUGAAAAUCUACUAAAAAGAUAUCGAGGACUGGAAAUGUCUAUGUUACCUCUUCUAUCAGCACUGGCUGGAAAUGACUAUGUGGAAACUCAUCAAUUUGAGAAAUUCUAUUCGCAACUGGGUAUAGGACAACGUUUCCCAGCACAUAUGAGAGUUGAUAGCGUGCUUCAUUGGCUCAGGAGGGUCGGUGAUUUCGAUUCUGCUCGACGAAAGAUUCUCAGAACUAUAGGAGCGAAUGAUCAAAGCUUCGUUUCAAAGAAAAUAGAAGAAACUAUAGAGAGUUGCAACUGUAAAAACCUAACAGUGGAAAGUUAUCUGCCUUCGAUAAGUAUUGGACAUUCAUCAAAACCUGAUCUUUGUAACCUGGGAACAAACCAAGAGCAAGGAAAUGUACAGACGAUAUCUCAGGUGGAAUCUGCUAUCAAAUUUCCCGAUUGGCUGUUGAAUAGUUGCAGAAAAGGGUUGAUCAACAGCACGGUAAUUGAAAUCUUCACUUUGAAAACAUGUAUCUCAAAUCCUCAGGUCGAAGAUUUCUCUCUCACACCCUGUCAUGAAGUGAGUAUUCCAUUGAUUAUGGCUCUUAUUAGAAUCAUUCAUGGUGAAGGAAAAGUGACUGUUGACUACUGGGGAAGACUCAACAAAACUUCAUAUGCAAAAUAUCGCUUACAAUCAUCAAACAUUGCUUAUCCCAAUUUAGAAAAUUCACUUGAACUUUCUAUAGAGAAUAAAACUAGUAUGUUUUUGAAACUACUAAAUGUCCCUGCUGACUUUUGCGUUGAUAUUUUUCCGGAUGAGUGGAAACUGUACCUGUGCACAAUCAUCUAUUGGAUGAAGAAAACUACCGUUCCUUUGAUUACUGAUGCUCAUGUCAUGUCAUUAGUUCUAUGUAUGAUAGCUCUCAAUAUCAUAGAUGGAAAGCUAGGGUUUGUACGUGAAGUGAGCCAAUUCCUCAAAAGCUAUCGUAAUAAGUUGCCUUCUAUCAGCCCUUUGACAUCUCAUCGUGAUUUGAAGGAUUUAUUACUUCAAAUCGACGAAAAUGACUGCAUUUUGUGUUUCGAUUCUUUUUUAAAAUUCCAGCAUUUGAACCAAAAUUUAAUUUCAAACCCGGCAUUAUUCUCUCGUUCAAUUAUCCAUGCUUUUGCACAAUUACAAAGCUGCUUACAUUAUUCCAUGACAAUCAAUUCCAUUAUGAAUUUUCCGUUCAAGCAAUGCGUAGUUCAUAAACUGUUUUCGGGCACAUUCAUUUAUAAUGUUUAUUCAGCAAUUAUCAGCCAUGAAAAUGCCAAAGAAGUUCCAAAAAAGUUGCUUUGUAAAUCGCCAAAACUAUUUAAGGUGUACAGAACACUAGUUUCGGCGAUAUGUAGGCCUACACCUACUACUGCAUCAUCGACGGCUACUCACCAUAAACGAUCUAAAACAGAAGAACGUUGACUUGAAUAAUGCUAAACUAUGGUAGCUUGAAACAGUAUCAAAUACAUUUACAUAGUUUUUACUUACUAAUUAUUUGUAAUUAUUAACUCGAGGAUUUGUCCCAUUGUUUGGAUUUACUUGGAAAUAAUUCACAAAAAUAAGACGAAAUACGAAACCUUAAAAUUUGACAAAAAUUACUUGAACCCUCUUGGAAUGGUGUAUUCCAUCAUUCAUCAUUAUAUUCUUGGAAUGAGCAAAUGAUUUUCAUUCUAUUUUCUAUUUGUUACAAUUGAACAUGAAUUAGUUUCAUAAGAAUGAAGUUGCAUGUAAUAGUUUUCAACAGUGGGAAAUAAUCUUAAGAAUAAGAAAAAAUGUAGAUUCAAAAUCUAGCAAGGUCAACUUAAGCUCUAUAGAAUUCUAAAUCUUCAUUACAUUCUUGAAAUGAUUUCUAUUUUAUUCUCUAUCAUCUAUUACAGUCGAGUAGACAAUCAUAUUAUA